Durio zibethinus is the source of this 4839-nucleotide messenger RNA. Lineage: Eukaryota; Viridiplantae; Streptophyta; Magnoliopsida; Malvales; Malvaceae. The record is from RefSeq and is a predicted model, not a curated record.
UAGGGGAAGGAAGAGAGCUAUCAAAGCAAAGCAAGGCAAAGGCAAAGCAUGAAAUGAAAUACUCUCUCUCUCUUUCUUUCUGUUGUCUCUCUCUCUCUCUUCGGGCGGGAAAAAUGUAAAGCCUUUCUCUUUCUAUAACAUCAUCUAUUUCAACCCCUCACUUCACCUUAGAUAGAUUGCCUAUGGCUCUCUCUCUCUUCAACUAUCAUCACUUUCUUCUUCUCUUACUUUAUCUGGGUCUGGGUCCUCUCUCUUUUUUCUCCUUCCUUUCUAGUCUAAUUUCAGGUACCAAAGCUUCUCUCCUUUGCUUUGCUUUGCUUGUUUUCUUUCACCUCAUCUUGUAAAGAAAUGAGUUUUUGACGCUGAUUUCCCUCUGGGGACGUACAUCUUCUUUCAAGAGUUAGCAUGGCGGUUGUUUUUGAAGGGUUUUCCAUCCGCGAGUAUGCUUCCAAAAUGAGAAGCAUCGACGUGGUGAAAUGCUGGCCGUUCAGUGGAGCUCUUCUUCUUCUUCUUCUUCUUCUUCUUCAGAUGAUGGCAAUGAUAAUAGUAAGAUAAACAAACAAACCAUGGAAUCUCUUCUCCCUCCGAUCACAGUUACCAAAUUCCGCUGGUGGUCCGAAGAGAUUGAUCUUCUCAAAUCAACUGAAUUAGCUAACAUACAAAGCAGUGGGUUGGAAAAAAGUAAGACUCAAGAAACACAACCCAGAAACCAAAGUGAUAUGUUCCAAGUAAAUCUUCAUGUUGGGGAGAAAUCCAAUGAAAGAUUAGUAGACAUGUUGGAUUGUCCGGUUUGUGGGGCAUUUGCUGCUUCCACAGUGAAUGCGUUGAAUGCUCAUGUUGAUAGCUGCUUUGCUCAAGCAUCUAGAGAAGAGAGGCGCCAAAUGAGGAUGACAAUUAAGGCUACAAAAUCAAGAACCCCCAAGAAACGAUCCAUCAGUGAGAUUUUUGCUGCGGCUCCACAGAUCCACAAGGUUGAUGCUGCCGCUGAUGAUGACAGUUUCCUGGAUGAAGAUGAAAAUGGCGGUUUCGACAACGAGCUGGACCGCAAGAUUGAGAGGCCAAAGAAGAAGAUGAUGAUGAAGAAAAAGAAGAAAGUGGAAAUUGUGAAAAAGUUGAUGAAAAAAAAGAGGAAGUUGAAGAAGAAUAAGAAUCAGAAUAAGAAACAAGAUGGGCUGAUUGCUAACAAGGAGAAGGGUAGCAAGCAAACUCCAGUCAAUUUCAAUAGAAAACCAAAUCAUGUAUCAUGCAAUAGGAGCUCAAAUGCCGUUUCUAUCCUUAGAAAGAAACCAAGUCUCAAAUGCUUGUCUGUGAAGAAGAAAAGCAAGGUUGUUCAAGUAUCCAAUCAAAUUGUAGAGCAUGAAAAGCCAAGUUCGCCUGUUCGUGGCAUUCUCAAGAAUCCCACAAAAAGUAUUUCUGGACAAAAUGCAGCAGUGUGCAAUGUGAGGGCCACUACUCAAGCAAGUACCUGUGCCGAUCUACAUUCUGCCAGGCAUGUCAGUUUCUCAGGUAAGGAUGAUAUACUUGUUCCACAAAAGAAACAUGUUGCUUCAUUUGAGAAAAGAAUUAGCCUCAUUGAUUUGGAUUCAUUUGAUCUGUCACAAAAAGGCCACCAGAAUGAAGUUGAUAAAGAAUUUUCAGCUAGAGAGAUAAACAGAAGUGAUGAAGAUGUUUCUUUUAGCACAGAAAAUGAAAUUAGGGUGCAAGCUAUGACAGAAAAGCAAAAGUUGCCUGAUAGUCAUCACAAUGUUGAUAUACCAAAAUUUCUCAGACCAUGUACCAUUGAGCAAGAAAAAGCAAAUCAUUUCUCAGAUGGAUCAUUGCCCCCAGAUCAAGUUGUUUUAGAUUCUGGUAAUUUGCAUACGUCUAACCUAGGAAAUCAAACUGCAUUUCAUGGCCCCUCAUAUACUGGUGUUCCUAGACUCUUUUCUACACUGAAAGAGAUCCAAAAUCCUUUUGUCAAUUCUCAAGUAUGUAGUGGUGUUUCUACAGCUUUGAAUUACAGUUCCCUCUGGGUUGAUUAUUUUGGAGAUAAUACCCUGGAGGUUUCUAUGAAUUCUAAGGCAAAUCCAAGGACAUCGUUUCAGUCUUUAUCAUCUGGUCUUGCUUUGAGUAAAAAUGCAAACGAAAGUGCUCCAUUUAUGUCAGAAUUUGCAUCAGAAAAUGUUUCAGGCCCUGCUUUGUCUCAUCAUCCAAUAUAUUGUUUGUCUCCUAUUGAACUGAGGGGGACUCCAUGUCCCUUUCCAGAAUGGAAACAGAAGGCAGUUGCCUUACGAGAAAAGUAUAGCGAUGAGGAAUUUUUUGGUUUGCCUCUUAAUUCACAAGGUGAACUAGUGCAGGCAAAGUCAAGUGGAAAAGGAGGAUUCAACCAGCUAAAGAAAUCGAGUUCAGUAUCUGGUUCUUCCAGUAGUGUUAACAAUCUUGUCUUGCCGAGGAGCAUGGAUGAUCAUUCAAUUCUGAAAGGGAAACAUUUUAUUGGAAGUGUUCUUCCAAAUAAUCAGUUAAGUUUGUUUCCUGCACAGAAUCACAUGAAAGAGAAUGACACUAAACAUUUACCAGCUCGAUUGGGGGCUACUGAAUGGCAAGGCCAUAGGAAAGAAGAUGACUACUGUCUAAAUUCUGAAACGAGAUGCAGCCCCUCUGUCUGCUUGAUGGAUUCUGACCUAAAUUUGAUGAACAUGUCUUUUAGUGGAUGUGGGCAAUAUGACCGGUUUCUGAACCAAAAGGAUAAAGGCAUUACUCGUGCAAAGGAAAAUGCAGACAAGAUGCUCCUGAAUAGUCCCCCUCCAACAAUGAGGUUGAUGGGAAAAGAUGUUACAAUUUGUCGAAGUAGUGAUGAGAGAGAAGGAUUUGCAGAUGGAAAGGUCUGGACUGAUAAGGAAAUCAUAAAAGAGCACCAUCCUCAAAGUACUGUCCAUCAGAAUUCCUAUGUUGAUAGACAUUUUCUUUUGGAUCCAGCAUCAGGAAAGUUUAAAGAAACUCCUGUUCAACAAUUUGAAAUAGAGAGCAAUCAGGAGUUUUGUAGCAAUGUACUCAUGAAGCCUCUUGAGUCUAAUUUCUUUCAGCCGGGCCUUAACUGGCAAGCAAAUCCUGAAUUCCAUAAUAGCAGCCUUACAGUUGCAAGAGAUCCUAAUAGAAACUCACACCAUUUCGCUCAUCCACCCACUUCCCGUGCUGUUUUUGACAAUAGAGCUAACUUUCAGGAGUCUUUUAUAUCCAGAAAUGAAACUUUAAGAGUUAGUUCACAACUACCUGCAGCAUCUACUUCACACAGAAGCUAUCAGAAUAUAAAUAGGAAUUCUGUUGAACUCAAAAACAAUCAGAAUCUACUGAAUGCUGGAAAAUCAUCUAUCAACUUUCCCUUUUUGCACCCAGAUCAUGUUGAAUAUGUCCAACCAUCUUGGUUUUCCGGCUCCUCAAAGAGCCUGAUCCCAUGGUUGUUACAAGCAACACAGCAAGUGAAGGCACCCAGUACACCUUCUCAACCAUUUCCUGAAGUGGGUGGUCGAUGUCAUCACCAUGCUGCUCGAACUAGUUUUCACACCCACCACUUGGUUCCUCAUUCACCAAUGGUUUCUUAUGAUUACAAUCCAAUGAUCUCUCACUCACACAUGGAAAGUUCAGCUGGGCAACCAUCUAUAGCUCUUUCCCCACUCAAUCCAGCCCUUCCUGGAAUGAAACCAACUUCUUCUAUUAACAGGAGCCACAGGAACAGAAUCAAGGUCAAAGACAGAAUGAAGUCAAAAAGUGUUGGCAUUAGGGACCCUGAUAUUCGCCAGAAAACAAGGAAGAGACCUGGAGCUAAAGAAGAUUAUCCAAUGAAGCCCAUUAAGAUACCUAAUGUAGGAAUUGAAGCUGAAUUAAGAGCUGCAACUCGGUUGACGAGAGAAAAGUUCAUUGAUGACAUUCAAUGUAACACGAGGUCUCUUGAAACUGAACCUGACAGGAAUGAAGCAAGCCUUGUAGAAUGGAUUCCAAAUGAAUUUCAAUGCAAUGGGUUUGGACUUUCGGCUGGAAUUGAUUCUUCUAAAGUUGAUGGUUUGACAAGACCAGGUCCUAUUAAACUGAGUCCUGGGUUGAAGCACAUCCUGCAACCGAGCCAAAAUGUGGAUCAGGAUAACUCGAGGCUGAUCCAUUCAACUACCCCUUUUGCAUCCAUGACUGAUUGUGGUAGCAUUUUGGAGACUCAGAAGAAAUCAACAAAGAUUUAUAGGUUUUGAGAGUGAGUCUUAUCCUCCAGCAGCUAGUUUUCUGUUUCAGUUUUCAUCAACCAGGCUUUAUAAAUUUUGCGUGUUGAAUGUAACAGGACUGUCUACUAGCCCAGCAGGAUACAAGACUUUUUGUAUUUGACUGCUCUUCGCUUGCAAGUUCAGUUUUCAUGCAUUUGCUACCAGCUCCAACUAGUGAGAUUAUAUAAUAAUCGACAUAAAGAGCAAAAACCAAAUGCAAAUCACCUGUAUUACAAUCCGAGAGCCGAGGAUCUGUUAAUUGCUACAUCAUGGUUUAAGCUCCAAUCCCUCUUUUCCAACAAGAAAAAAGUUAUUUCUUUAAUUUGAGGUUUCUGUACUUGGAUUUUACAAUGUUGCAAAAAGUGGAUUUAUGGUUCUUUAGUGAAGCCAUUACUAGAUGUUUCACUGACCAUUUUCUUCUUGAAAUUGUCAGUAGCCAUAUGUGAAGCAUGGUCUAUCCCAAUGUAAGCCUAAUUAUAUAUGUAAAAACUGAAUUAUGUCUCAUUUUGAUUGGAAGGAUGAUGCUUACACUAUAUUUAUAAUUUCUCCUUAAUGAUUCUUUCUUUUCAGGAGGAAAAGGAUUUUACUUUUCUAAAAUAAAGGGAGGAAUGCA